Gekko japonicus is the source of this 1452-nucleotide messenger RNA. It is a transcript of the gene INSYN2A, whose product is annotated as family with sequence similarity 196 member A. Gene Ontology annotation, cellular component: postsynaptic density. Gene Ontology annotation, biological process: inhibitory postsynaptic potential. Lineage: Eukaryota; Metazoa; Chordata; Lepidosauria; Squamata; Gekkonidae. The transcript has 3 exons. Bases 1 to 1452 code for a protein of 483 amino acids. The record is from RefSeq and is a predicted model, not a curated record.
AUGGUGAGUAAGGACCCCAGCAAAUGCUUGCUUACAGCCUCUGAAAGCGAAGUUGAUUCAGCGACAUCGCUUGCCUUAGAGAUGAGAUAUGCACUGGAUUCCAAUCGGCAGAUCAAGAAAAGGAACAAAGCCCUACAGGUGAGAUUCAAAGACAUCUGUGAGGCCCAAAACGAGCAGCGGGACAAACAGCUUUCUACAUUACAGCAGACAGACAAAAAGGAAGCAAAGCCCAUCACUUACAGAGCAGCUUACCGGAAAUAUAUGACAGUGCCUGCCCGGAGAUCAAUCCCUAAUGUUACUAAGAGUACAGGAGUUCAGACUUCACCUGAACUUAAAAAGUGUUACCAGACAUUCCCUUUGGACCGGAAAAAGGGGAAUAUAAUCAAAAGCAUAGCUUCUGUUGACACUUUUCCCAGUCAAAACAAUGGAUUCCUAAUAGAUGUUAAAGAUAAAGACAGCAGAAUCUCAGGGGAGGCUGCUCAGUGUAGCAAGAAAGUCACUGGAUUUGUGACAGCGGAGUUUAUUUCCCAUACUAAUGAACGGAUGAAUGCAAUAGAGCAGCCUUCUAGUGACAACUGUUCAGAGACAUGUAGAAGCACUGAUUUGCACAGCUGUACUAAAGAACCUCCUUCUCUUCAAAACUCAGCAGCUUCUGUUUCAGAAGAGCCUGAUUACCAGCUGCAUGACAAAGCAAAACACCACACAGGGCCGUUGGGGAAUGAGGAAGCUCAUCCAGCUACCCAUGGAAAAGUGUUCAAGACCGAAGUAGCUUCUGUCUACUUGCCUGAAUCCAGUUCACACACCUCACAGACUGACCUGCAAAAUUCUGCAGCAGGGAAUGAAUGGUCUCUGUGCCCAGCUGAGGAGGACAAAAAAAGAACAGUGCAUCUUAAUGGCCUGCAAUCACAAGCCGUAAGUGCAGCUCAGGCCUGUUCGACGCAGGCACAGUGCCAGCCGACCGAAUGUAAUGAACAGACCCUUCAGAUACAUGUUUCGCCUAUGGAAGGAAAUCAGCCUUGUCAGACAGCAGUCGCUGUGAGUGAAGGAUGUCAACAAAUCGUGCCUCACACAGAAGUGGUAGACUUGAAAGCACAGCUACAGAUGAUGGAGAACUUGAUCAGCUCAAGUCAGGAAACCAUAAAGGUCUUGUUGGGUGUUAUUCAAGAACUGGAAAAAGGAGAAGCUCAUAGAGAAGGGCUUUCAUAUCGGACUGGUCAAGACACAUCUAACUGUGAUACAUGCAGGAACAGUGCAUGUAUAAUCUAUAGUGUGGAAUUAGAUUUUAAGCAACAAGAAGACAAACUACAGCCAGUUCUGAGAAAACUUCAUCCUAUUGAGGAAACUCAGGUUGCACCUUUGCCUUAUUCCCAGGAGAGUUACUCCUCAACUCCUAAGCAAAAAUCCAAAACUGAAUCAAAAAAGCACGGAAGAUGGAAACUCUGGUUUCUUUAA